Molecule: messenger RNA, 522 nt
Organism: Dissoconium aciculare CBS 342.82
Lineage: Eukaryota; Fungi; Ascomycota; Dothideomycetes; Mycosphaerellales; Dissoconiaceae
Exons: 1
Coding region: 1-522 (173 amino acids)
Source: RefSeq, a predicted model, not a curated record
AUGUCUAACGACCUUUCUGAAGGCUACCUGCUGGACAACAACGCAUUGCAAUUUGAUGUCGAUGCGCUGGGAGACAGGCAGAUUGUGCCACAGCAAGCAUUGAUAGCGCCUACUCAAAAUUUCAGUCCCGGCGCAAGAGGCCGAUUCAGCAACACUGAAGAUUCACCAAGUCGUCGACCAACUUUCCCCCAAAUUCGCGCUGGCCCCCGCCGGCAAUUAAGAUCACGCCCAUCCGGAGUGCUUCAACAGCUACACACAGAAGCUCCCGCGGUCAACAGAGCACCCGCACGGCCGUCAAGGCAACCAAGUGCACAUCCACCAAGCAACAUGGAUCAAAGAUUUCUCGCAUCAAUCCAUAUGUUGAGCCAACGAAUCGAUAUACUGUUCGAUGCUUUGUACACAUUCUACGAAUUGUGUGAGCCGGGGGCCAAUGAAUCUGCAGAUGCAAACUACGCGCAACGCCUCGGACGCAUCUUUGAAUAUCUGAGAGAAUACGAAGACAGCCUUCUACAGCAGACGUAA